UGUUAUCUCUUCCAUUCCAUAUCAGUACUCCAUUAUUAUCUUACAGAAGAGAAAAACAGCACGUAAAACAUUUAACUUAAUACAAACGCAAUGUGUUGAAAAAAAAACAUUGUGGUGCAGUGUAUUUUAGUAAUUCAUAGAAGCUAGAAGGCAGAAGUUACACAAUAAAAUGGAUUCGAGCAGCUACAAGCAGAUCGCGCAGAGCUCGAAUGCGAUUUCCAUCGACAUGGACCUGCUGCAGGUGGGCUCGGAGCCGGUGGGCGUCCGGUGCCCGCACUGCCAGGAGGACAUCAUGACUCGCGCUACCUACCGAAACAAUACUACCACGCACCUCGUCGCCGUUAUACUGGGGAUAUUCUUUUGGUGGUUAUGUUGCUGCAUAGUCCCAUAUGUAACGAAGAGGUGGAAGGACGUACAUCACAGUUGCCCGAACUGCCGGAAAUACUUAGGGGUGUAUACUCGGAAGACGAUAAUAUAACCGAUCUAGCCUGAGUGAGUGUUAAUAUGUAUAUCGAAUAAGUACUUACAUAAGUAUGUACCCAAGUAGUUGCUGAAAAUCCCUGAGUAAAUGAUGAUUUGUAAUUCGUAGGAUUAUAUAGGUAGGUAGUAUUUAAGCUAAUAAUUAAUUACACUACUUAGUGAAUAUAUCUACAAAAAAAAUCUUUCUUUGUCGAUUGAAAGAAGUAGUAAGUCUAAAUGAUUUAGCUCUAUUAAGUAUGGGUAGUUCGUAACGCUACUCCUCCUACUAAAGUCUAACCACACUUCGUAAGAGGUUUCUAGGCCCCCCGCAGUGAACGUGUUAAGUGCAAAGUAGGUUGGAAAUAAUACGUCUAAUGAAGGGUUAAAUAUAGCCUACACUACUUUGCCUAAAAAAAAAUAGAAAUAUGCUUCGAUAUUGCAAGAGAAAUAACAAGUAAGUACCACAAGUACCUACGCGGCCUCCCAUAUCAGUCGCACGGUACGCGCGGGUGGAGCGGCAGCAGAGGCUCAAGCGGCGCUAAAGCGCCAGAAGUAUGCUCCUUUGGGUGGGUACAUAUUCGUACCGUUUGCAGUGGAGACGGCGGGCUGCUGGGGUUCCGACGCAAAAGAGUUUGUGCGCGACAUAGGCGCCCCCGCUCUGAAUCGUUUUUGGUGCAAAAGCAGCAAAAGUUAUCCAUAACCAUCCAAAGGGGUAACGCCAUAAGUAUUAUGGGUACUUUUGCACCAGAAACGAUAAGGAGCGGGGUUUAAUAGUUAGUUUAUUUGUAAAUAUUUAUUUUAAGUUAUCUUUUAUUAAAAUGUAGUACCACAAUA
Leguminivora glycinivorella is the source of this 1293-nucleotide messenger RNA. RefSeq names its product cell death-inducing p53-target protein 1 homolog. Lineage: Eukaryota; Metazoa; Arthropoda; Insecta; Lepidoptera; Tortricidae. The record is from RefSeq and is a predicted model, not a curated record. The transcript has 3 exons. Bases 170 to 478 code for a protein of 102 amino acids. Gene Ontology annotation, molecular function: zinc ion binding.